UGGUUCGAACAGAAAGAGCGCGUUCAUGGGCUCACUCACUUCUCCAUUCGCGUAACGACUUCUGGACGACCGGACAACGACUCUAAUUAGACCUAAUACUCCGACAAAGCUCUCGUGGAGCCUGGGCACACGACAAGGCAUAUAAUACCUUCGAUAUAUCACUUCAUCUCGGCUGAUACCCUCUUCCUCGUGCGAGGCGACCGUCUGAUUCUGCGUACCCACUUGAUUUGUAUCUGUUCGCCGCUGGACGACUCUGAACGAACUCAAUCACCUACUUGGCCUCUUUACUCUGCUCAGUACGCUGUGACUAGCCCGUCUUGACGACAAGGCUCUUGCAUGAGGCACUAUGCCCUCAGCACGCCUUACCAUCGGUACUUCCAUGGGAGGCGCCGCGGGGCCGUCUUCCGGUCCUGGCGCCGCGAAAUCCGCGAAGGGGAGCAGAGCUUCCGGAUCUUCUGCUGCCCUUUCCACCAAGUCUCUCCAGCGCAGGAGAAGUGCUUCGACUUCGUCUGCGACCUCGAACCCUGCGCCCGCCCUUCAUACCCCGCUCACAAGCUAUCGUCCGUCUACUCUGCGGCCCCAUGACACUGCGUUCGCUUCGGAUCCACCCCUCCCGAGUUCGGAAUACGAGACGGACCGAUACGUUCUCGCGAUGCACGACUUUACUCCACUUCCAGAACAGCGGAACGUGACCUGUCUUGAGUUUCAAGCGGGGCACGUUAUACGCGUUUUGAAUCGCGACCCAAGCGGAUGGUGGGACGGAGAACUUGAUGGGCGGAGGGGGUGGUUCCCGAGCAACUACGUGACUGCUGAUGUUGGGCUGCUGACCGACGAAGAACUUCCAAGUUUACUGCGACGCACACGCAAUGGCAAUACACACUCUCAUAGCACAUCGGCCAUGUCCGCUGCAUCGUGGUCGGAUUCGUCUCCUUUGAAGAGCAAUAUUUUUUCGCGCACGGAUCAUCGACCAAUGGCGUCGGAGAGUUCCAUGGACGCGUACUGUCCGCCGUUAAUGAUGCCUCUACUUCGCGCGCUCACUGUCCUCCAAAACGCUAUCCGGACAAAUCGGUCAGCUCACUUACAACCCUCCACCGCAUACAUCAUCUCCAGCGUGCGCUCGCUUCUCACCGACCUUGGUUGUCUCGCCCGAGAUGCUCCUAUUCUCAAGACGCACGCUUUGCUCGCGAGGGAGCGAAAGCGCAUCCUGUCAGACCUAGCCCAGCUCGUUUCUCAGUCUAGGAAGGCUUCCGAGGGAGAGCUGGACGACGAGCAGAGAAGUGCGUAUGCCGAGGGCAUGAUCCGGGGCAGCGGCCAGCUCUUUGCACAUGUUCGCGACUUCCUUGUACUCGCGGCACAAUGUGGCAUAGACCUCGACGCGACAAGCCACUCUCUAGGAUCGGAACGUGAUUCGUCGGACACGGACAGCAAGUGGAGCAGUCACGAUGGAACAUUGGUGCGCGUCGCCGACCCAUCGACACCUGUACCAGAUGAUUAUGGGCCGUAUUCUGUAGGCAACGUAACCAAGGCUGCGGACGAUAGCGCAUACACGCAGCGUCAGCGUGAUAUAACCAUGACCCCUGGUCGAGCUCGCGCAAGGAGUAUGUCAGAUCUCCACAAGGGCAAGGCUAACCGGGAUGCUACCAACGUUCCUCCUGUCCCCCAAAGAGUACAAGAUCUGACGCUCGGGCGAACAAGCGAGAAGUUGGUUUCCCCGCAAACCGUACGGAUUGGUAGUGGUCUCGGUGUAGUGCACAAGAGCAGCCAGCCCUCCGUCAGCAGCAUAUCCUCGUCUUCCUCCGCAUCCUCUGGCGAGUCUGUUGGCACACCUGCUACUCCCACGUUCCCGACUGGGCCUUCUACUACAACCGAGGUUGUGGAAGCCCUACGCUACACCCACGACCACUACCUGUCGACCAUCGCAGCCUUCAUUGGACAUGCCCACUCUCAUUCACGGACAUCACACGCGUCGAGUACAGGCCAUAUGUAUGACCUUGUUCGUGAGGUCGUGGAGAUGGUCUGCAAGCUGCUCACCAUCGUUGAAGCUGUUCUUCGGCAUCCAGACAUCCCUAACCAACGUACGCAAGAUCUCCGGGCGGCGAAGGAGGGGCUCUAUAAUGUCACGAGCACGCUUGCAGAUGCUGUGCGGCAGCUCACGACGGCACCUCUGCCUGGCGUCUCCGAGGAAGAGGAAAAGUCCACACUCCUACGGUCGGCAACUAACGCCCUCAAGGCAGGCUCAGACUGCGUGAACGCGGUCAAGAAAUGCCUUCAGCGGUCCAGUGGACAACGACCACUCAUUAUCGAGCUGCCGAGUGACGGCGCGCCAGAGUCCAGCACACUUUCGCCUAGCAAGUUCUCGCAUGCGCACAAGAAGUCUGAUCAUUUGCGCGUCAAGACUGGUCCGAGCGCGUUGCAUGAGCUGUACCGCGUCAAUGGCGUUGAAGACGAUGCCGGGGAUCUUACGAUCCAGGCCCAGACCGUGUCAUCUGUGGACACGCCCACCAGGCUUGAGUUCCCGAUAUCGUCAGAGCGAUCUCACCUCGUUACUGCCGGACAUGUUGUUCGACGGUCGGACAGCUCUUCUGAUAACGAGGCACCGUCCCCCACGCUAGCCUCUGACAAGCCGCUACCACCCAUGCGGAUAAGCGAGGACCAGAAUACCGACAUAAUGGGCCCAGGCUCGCCGGUGUCAUUGGUUCCAACCGACGAUGGGACGACUUGGGAGGGGCCGCAUUCGAGCCAACAGGUUAGACCUUCCCUCGAAGAGAAGUUGCGCGAAGGAGAGCUACCCGCCCUGCCAGCGACUGCUCUUCCUGCAUUGCCUCCGCCUACGUCCUUGUCGUGGCUGUUGUCACACGAUCAUGCGUCCGAAGAUGUGGCCUUCAACAGUGAAGGUCAGCUUGUGGGUGCGACGCUAACCGCGCUUGUCGAACGUAUGACGCCUCAUGACGCGCUAGUCGAGCCUGCCUUCGCGGCCGUGUUCUUUCUAACAUUCCGGCAGUUCACGACUUCUAUCGAGCUUAUGGAGGCACUCAUCGCGCGAUAUAACCUGCUCCCACCACCGGGCCUACCCCAAGACGACAUAAUCAUGUGGCAACACAGAAAGGGCGUCCCUGUCCGCCUGCGCGUGGCAAACGUUCUGAAGUCUUGGUUGGAGACCUACUGGCGGCCUGUGCGGGACAAUGCGAUCCUACCGGCACUGACAAACUUUACGCACGACGCGCUGGGCCCAAUGUUCCCAGUGCCUUCGCAGCGGAUCAUGGAGCUGGUCAGGCAGCGAUCCCUACCUGAGGAUUCAACUCAAGCUGUGCGCUUCGAGCGUGUGCGGGACGCAGGCUUCCCACUGAACCCUCCCUCGUUCCCUGCGUCUGAGAUCCCGCGGCCGAUCCUGAAGAAGGACACGCUUGCGCAUUUACGAAACAAGAACUACAAGGCAAUAUUACUGGUAGAGAUUGAUGCAUUGGAGCUCGCGCGGCAGCUUACCGUCAUGGAGUGCAAUCUAUACUGCGCGAUCCAGCCCGAGGAGGUGCUCGAGACUGGUCAAUCAGGUGGGGUGUACCCCGGCAACGUCAAGGCGGUUACCUCUCUCAGCACCGUUAUCACCGGAUGGGUAGCGGAGAGUAUCCUGAACGAGCCUGAUACGAAGAAGCGGACGGCGCUCGUGAAGUACUUCGUCAAGGUGGCUGACCGGUGCAUAACGCUGUAUAACUUCAGCACUCCGCGUUCUAUCUUGGCUGCUCUCGACUCCUCAACGAUCUCUCGCCUGCAUCAAACGUGGACGGGCCUGCCACAAAAGAGCCGGCUUCAGCUGGAGGCGCUGCGAAAACUCUCCGACCACUCUCGCAAUUAUCAUGAAUAUCGGACGCGCCUACGGAACACCGCUGCGCCAGCAGUACCAUUCCUUGGUUUAUACUUGACGGACAUCACCUUCUGUAGAGAAGGUAACCCUACGCACCGUAGCUCUCCGAAGAAUCCCGAUAAGAAGCUGCUCAACUUCAAUAAGUAUCAUAAGCUCGCCCGGAUUGUUCAAGAUAUGCAACGGUUCCAAGUGCCCUACAAUCUCAAAGAGAUACCCGAGGUGCAGGAGUACCUUAAAGAUGAAUUCGAGCAGUCCAAGAACCGAACCGACCUUCAAGAUCUGUAUCGACGCAGCUUGCUGGUCGAGCCAAAGCGACCUGCAGACCAGCCACCAUCCGGCGACAUGCGUCAACUGUUCCAGUGGGCAACACGCACUCAAACCUCGGUAGCAUCGCAGGCCUCAAAAGAUGACUCACGUGCACUUCCGGUCAACUGACAGCUGUAGCCGAGUUCAUCGUCGCCACCUCUCAACUUGUCUUCCUUUUAGCGAAUGGACAUCUCCAUUCGUCUUUCGCUGUGUCACAUCUGUCGUUUCCCCUCAUUCGAUAUCUGUCAAACUUAGCUUGCUACGACGUUGUAAUUGUUCACGACUUUCAAGGACGCUGCCUGCCUCCACGUCUAUUCUGUCCCCUCACGCACGUUUCCCGCAUUUUUAUCAUCACUUUUCGGUCUGUUGUUAUACCCCACCGGACCUCAUGAUCUCUGGCUACGAAACGCAAAUUUGUUUUGUACUAUUACGACUUACCUACCGCAUAUUCUUAUCCCUAAUUCAGCUGGUGUGCCAGCCCGUUUUGCAUCGACCUCUCGGGCGGUGUAUGCAAUAUUCGAGCUCUGCUUGUCUAGAUACGAGUGCUACAGGCUGCAAGCCAUGCCAAUGUGCUAUAGGUCUAAUGGUACAAAAAUUGAGCCAUUCAAAUAGUGUAGAACGUCUUCGUUCCUCAGAUCAUUCAAACACGAGAGAUUGUGGGCAUGAAAGUAUGUAUACAUUGCGGGUCACCAGGACAACAAGACGAGAUUAACUCAAUUAUGUCGAUCGACGGUAUACGAAUCCUUGAAUGACCGAAUACAUUCUCGCACGCACCCUCAGAUGCGCGCCGUUCGCCAGGCGCUCUGCAUCGCAAUUCGCUUUGCUUGGUCGAGCGUGAUCGAGUCCUCGACGAGGUCAAUCUUCUGCCGGCCGUCGUCGAACGGAGCGCGGCUGUCGUCGUCGUCAUCAUCAUCAUCGUCCGCCAUGCGCGAUGAGACGCCGCGUAUGCCGCCGAACGCGGCCUUGCCGCCGGCGAGCGAAAACGGCGUCGACGCGACAGCCGUGCCGAACACGCUCGCAGUCUUGGGUGCGCCAAACGCUGCAAAGUCUGUGACAACCUUGCGUGGCGGGGAAUGUGGUGCUGCGGUCACGGCCGGCGCCGACGUGGUGCUUGAAGAGGAUGCAGUCUUGCGUGCAGGAAGAUAGGGUGUGUACGGAGAACCAUAUCUGCUCGAGGACGACAUGCGCGAAUGCAAAUACUUUUCGGUGAAACGAGUACCCGGUACCUUAGAAGCAGAAUAAGGAAAGCUAUCGUCAUGACCCUGACCACUGACAAAGUUCACAAGUAGGAACAUACCCUCUUCAGGUGAGGUCUCGCCUCCCGGAGCGACGGUGCGUUCAUGUACACCUCGACAUUGUGUCUGGCUUCUUCCGUUUCACGGUAGAUACUUUCAAUGAUGACGCGCUUCGUGCUCUCAUUGCGUAGCAAGAGCCGUUCGUGUAAUUCGCGUGCGACGUCAUCAACACUCUCGUUGUUCCCGUGUAUACGCUGAGAAACUGCUGCACCGACUUCCUGGAUGAGACGUUCCAUAUCCAGAUUUUCGAGAACACUGCCGACAAUGGCAUGCACGAGCAGGUCUGCGGUUGUCAAUGGAAGCAUCAAGCCCGAUGUGAUCUUUGUUAUCGCUUGGUAGAAGUCCGUAGCAUACUGAGGAAUGGGUCAG
Phanerochaete carnosa HHB-10118-sp is the source of this 5829-nucleotide messenger RNA. RefSeq lists its product as uncharacterized. The transcript has 7 exons. Gene Ontology annotation, biological process: positive regulation of GTPase activity; Ras protein signal transduction. Gene Ontology annotation, molecular function: guanyl-nucleotide exchange factor activity; protein binding. NCBI's taxonomy places the organism in Eukaryota, Fungi, Basidiomycota, Agaricomycetes, Polyporales, Phanerochaetaceae. The record is from RefSeq and is a predicted model, not a curated record. Gene Ontology annotation, cellular component: plasma membrane. The coding region runs from base 347 to 4294 and encodes 1315 amino acids.